Molecule: messenger RNA, 909 nt
Organism: Leguminivora glycinivorella
Lineage: Eukaryota; Metazoa; Arthropoda; Insecta; Lepidoptera; Tortricidae
Product: tetraspanin-4
Exons: 5
Coding region: 89-814 (241 amino acids)
Cellular component (GO): membrane
Source: RefSeq, a predicted model, not a curated record
ACCUAUAGUGAUAAAAAUACCAGACCUAGCUAAAACUAUACGGCAGUUUAGUGUAGCGACUGUCACGACGCCCGGCCGCUCGUUCAAAAUGUGGAACAAAAUAUAUACAAGUGUUAAAUAUUCUUUGAUAACAGUGAAUUUCCUGUUCCUGAUAAGUGGAAUAAUAAUACUAUCGGUGGGAAGUUCCGUGCAGUCCGCUUACAAUGGGUACCACGAGUUUCUCUCGGAGAGGUUUUUCUCGCUACCCGCAUUUUGCAUUGCGACUGGAGUCAUCAUAUUCCUCAUCGCCUUCUUCGGCUUCUAUGGAGCCUACUCGGAGAACUAUUACUUGAUAAUGGCGUUCGCUGGCGCCAUGGUGCUAAUGUUCAUCUUCCAACUGUCAGCGUGUAUAGCAGGCUACGCGCUGAAGAGCCAGACCACAGUCCUGGUCCAAACGCAGCUUCAAAACACCAUGGAUCUGUACGGUCCUAACAAGAACUAUGAGAUUACCAAGCUGUGGGAUGAAGUGCAGGAAGACUUCACCUGCUGUGGAGUCCUAAACGCAAGCGACUGGCUCACACACCUCAACACCCACGAGAGCCAGGGCCUCCCCGUCAGCUGCUGCAGUCGCGUCUUUGGAGUCGUCACCACAUUUACCUGUAAUGUGACGUCAGCAUACAGAACAGGCUGUGCUGAGGCCUUUGGCGCGUGGACACAAAGUCAUGCGGGGGCUAUAGGGGCAGCUGGAGUCUUCUUGGUUCUAAUGCAGGCUUUGGCGGUUGGCGGGGCAGUUUGGAUGGCCAAGAUAUCCCGAGCAGAAAAUGCGUUUCCUUGAAGAAUGACGCGUUUAAGUAUGAGUAUUGUUGUGAACUAAGUCUAUUCAUUACGUUAAGUAAUAUUAUUGCAAAUUAAUAAAUAAUGUUAGCGGUG